AUGCGACAGGAGCGGCUCUCGUCGCUGCGUCCGCUCGGCGAGUUCUUCGACCACCAACGCAUCUCGCGACCCCAAGAUACCAACGAAGCCUUCCAACGAAUCACCUACAACACGCGCCACUUUUCCGGCAACUACGCUGUCAUCGUCGCACUCCUCACCAUCUACGGCAUGAUCAACGACACGCUGCUCCUCUUCGCCAUCAUCUUUCUCGUCUUUGGCUUCUGGGCCAUCAACCGAUUCGCACCGGAACCCAUGCAGGUGGGCGAACACGUCAUCACCCAAAAGAGCCUGUACACGGGUCUGUUCGUCAUCGGCAUCCCGUUGCUGUGGUUCGCGAGUCCGUUCGGGUUCAUGUUCUGGUUGGUCGGAAGCUCGGCGUUUUUGAUCUUGGGUCAUGCGGCGUUUAUCGAGCCUCCGGUCAGCAGCGAGUACACUGGUGUCGAGGUGAGUACUUGGGAUGGAGCGCUGAUGCUGCCGAGAGAGUGA
Pseudozyma hubeiensis SY62 is the source of this 486-nucleotide messenger RNA. Its product is annotated as ER to Golgi transport-related protein. NCBI's taxonomy places the organism in Eukaryota, Fungi, Basidiomycota, Ustilaginomycetes, Ustilaginales, Ustilaginaceae. Gene Ontology annotation, cellular component: Golgi apparatus. The record is from RefSeq and is a predicted model, not a curated record. The transcript has a single exon. Bases 1 to 486 code for a protein of 161 amino acids.